Molecule: messenger RNA, 1008 nt
Organism: Vitis vinifera (wine grape)
Lineage: Eukaryota; Viridiplantae; Streptophyta; Magnoliopsida; Vitales; Vitaceae
Product: agamous-like MADS-box protein AGL104
Exons: 9
Coding region: 1-918 (305 amino acids)
Biological process (GO): positive regulation of transcription by RNA polymerase II
Molecular function (GO): RNA polymerase II cis-regulatory region sequence-specific DNA binding; DNA-binding transcription factor activity, RNA polymerase II-specific; protein dimerization activity
Source: RefSeq, a predicted model, not a curated record
AUGGGUCGUGUUAAACUGCAGAUUAAGAGAAUAGAAAACAACACAAAUCGACAAGUCACAUUCUCUAAACGAAGAAAUGGACUCAUCAAAAAGGCUUAUGAGCUCUCAGUCCUCUGCGAUAUCGAUAUCGCCCUCAUUAUGUUCUCACACUCCGGUCGUCUCAGCCAUUUUUCCGGCAAGAGAAGAGUUGAAGAUGUACUAACGCGAUAUAUAAAUCUCCCAGAUCAUGAGAGAGGAGGAAUUCUGUUGAACGUGCAGUAUUUGAUCAGUACCCUUAAGAAGCUCAAGACAGAAAAUGACAUUGCUCUGCAACUUGCCAAUCCUGUGGCUGUUAACUCUAACGUGGAGGAACUCAACCAAGAAAUCAAUAAUUUACAGCAUCAGCUCCAGAUAGCAGAAGAACAAUUAAGAAUAUUUGAGCCUGACCCACUGGCCUUUACCUCAACUGGGGAACUUGAAUCUUGUGAGAAGAACCUGUUGGAGGCCUUGAAUCGAGUCACAGAAAGAAAAAAAUAUCUACUGAGUAACCAUUUAUCUACUUACGACCCAGCAAGUAUACAGGCGUACUUGGAUUCACAGGAGGGUUUACCAACCUCAUUUGAGAACGAGGUUAUGGGCUGGUUGCCGGAAAAUGGACACAACCAUACCCAAAUGUUUGGAUCUGACCCUUGUGUUCCUCUGAGGAACCAUCCAUCAACGAAUGUCUACGAUAAUCUGGGCCAUGGAACAAGUAUCAAUGUGGACCCAAUCAACAUGGGAGGAUGCCACAUCAGCAACUCGGGCUGUGAGGGCCUUCCACCGUGGCAUCAUUCAUACACCUCAACUGAACUCCUCUCAGCCCUCAUGCCUCAACCCUCAUACCCUCCUCCUAAGGUAAUAAACUGUUUUUGUUUUUGUUUUAAACUUAAAAUUGUUUGAUAUCCGCGUAAUAUCCACAUGUCAUGGCAGCAUGAGAUGGCACCGGGUUCAAUUAUCCCAACAAUGAUGCCACAUCAGCAAAUGGAAGCC